Diachasmimorpha longicaudata is the source of this 2074-nucleotide messenger RNA. It is a transcript of the gene waw, whose product is annotated as translation factor GUF1 homolog, mitochondrial. Lineage: Eukaryota; Metazoa; Arthropoda; Insecta; Hymenoptera; Braconidae. The record is from RefSeq and is a predicted model, not a curated record. Gene Ontology annotation, cellular component: mitochondrion. Bases 54 to 2021 code for a protein of 655 amino acids. Gene Ontology annotation, molecular function: GTP binding; mitochondrial ribosome binding; GTPase activity. Gene Ontology annotation, biological process: positive regulation of translation. The transcript has 7 exons.
AGCUACUCCACGACUCAUAUAAAAUUUUUUAAUAACUCAGUGUUAACGUGCUCAUGAUGAUGAGAAAGAAACAAUUUCAGUUAUUAUUGUGCACCAGAUGGAGAAAUAUUUUCAACGAGUGUGGUUUUGGGAAACGAAAAAGAUCCAGCCGAGGGCUAGCCCUGCAAAGGUAUUACUCCACUGACUCCAGUGAGCACAAAGAGUAUAAAAUACCAGCUGAGAGAAUCAGAAAUUUCAGUAUAAUCGCUCACGUAGACCACGGUAAAAGCACCUUAGCUGAUCGUUUCCUUGAAAUAACAGGAGCGAUCAGAACCAACUCUGGUGUUCAGGUGCUAGACAAACUGCAGGUGGAGAGGGAGCGAGGAAUAACCGUUAAAGCCCAAACAGUCUCCUUAAAAUACACCUAUAAAGGGGAAGAGUACAUGUUGAAUUUGAUCGACACUCCAGGGCAUGUAGAUUUUGUCAGCGAAGUGCACAGAUCUCUAUCGGCCUGCCAGGGGGUUAUUCUAGUGGUAGACGCCAAUGAUGGAGUCCAAGCCCAGACUGUCGCGAACUUUUAUCUAGCCUUUGGUAAAGAUUUAGUGAUAAUUCCAGUAAUCAACAAGAUUGAUCUCAAGAAUGCAAAUCCGGAGAGAGUUGUCAAAGAGUUGCAAUCUUUAUUCGAUAUAAAUGAAGACGAAGUGAUCAAAAUUUCUGCUAAAUUGGGUAUCAAUGUGGAUAAGGUGCUGGAAGCUGUGGUGACGAGAAUCCCUCCUCCCGUGGUCGACUUGGACAAACCCUUUCAGGGACUGAUCUUCGACAGCUGGUAUGAUAGAUAUCGAGGGGCCAUAUCACUUAUUUAUCUGGCAGAAGGUUCGAUCUCAGUUGACCAGCAGAUUACUUCACUUCACACUGGAAAAUCUUACGAGAUAAGGGAGCUCAUCUUACUGAGGCCUGAGGAAGAACAGGUGAAAUCACUGUAUGCAGGACAAGUUGGAUGUGUGGUCUGCAAUAUGAGAUCUUCAGCCGAUGCAUACAUUGGUGAUACGAUUCAUCUGAAAAAUGUGCCUGUGAAACCGUUGGUGGGAUUCACCCCCGUCAAAGCGAUGGUCUUUGCUGGAAUUUAUCCGAUGGAUCAAUCACAACAUAUGUCAUUGAGGAAUGCUAUUGAGCGGCUUGUUCUAAAUGACAGUGCCGUCAGCAUGUCAAUAGAGACAAGUCCUGCUCUGGGCUUGGGCUGGAGACUAGGGUUUUUGGGAUUACUUCAUAUGGAAGUGUUCUGUCAACGACUGGAGCAGGAGUAUAAAGCAGCCCCGAUUAUCACUGCACCCAGUGUAACGUAUAAAGCAAAAAUUAUUGGAAAACAGAAUAUCAAGGAGCGUAAAUCGGAAGAGAUAACAUUUAACAAUCCGGCACAUUUUCCAAAUCCGCAAAUUGUUACGGAAUUCAUGGAACCCAUGGUUUUAGGAACUAUUAUUGUACCAACCAAAUACCUUGGUCCCAUUUUGUCUCUCUGCUUGGAGAAACGGGGUGUAGAGCAAUCGACAAAGCAGUUCGAUACCAAUCGAAUUAUUCUACAAUUUAUACUGCCACUUAAUGAGAUUAUCAUUGACUUCCACGAUACACUGAAGACAAUGAGCUCAGGAUAUGCAAGUUUCGACUACGAAGAUCAUGGAUAUUCUACAACCAAUCUUGUGAAGUUAUCUGUACUUUUGAAUGGAAUGCAAAUUGAAGAAUUGAGCACCAUUGUACAUACAUGCAGGGCCAAAGACUUUGCCAAACAAAUGGCUAAGAAACUUCUAGAAAUUAUCCCCAGACAACAAUUUCUAAUAGCCAUUCAAGUAGCAGUGGGUGCCAAAAUCCUAGCCAGAGAAGACCUCAAACCAUUUAGAAAAGAUGUCACCAGUCGUUUGAAAUCUGGAGGAGAUGUGCAAAGACGACGAAAACUUCUACAACAGCAAGCCGAGGGCAAGAAGCGAUUGAGAAUGGUGGGUAACAUUUCUCUACCGAGAGAAACUUUCAUCGAAAUUUUAAAGCGAUAAAUCAUUGGAUGUUAUCUGUAUAUAAUAUGGAUGAAUAAAUUUUUAUUGGAAUG